GUACAAUGAAUAACGUUCCUUUGUCUCCUGACGGGAAGACGUCGAUUAUAUAAAGACGUCAGACCUUCUCUCGAUAUUUUAAAAUUGACUUUCCCGAGAACACUAAGCAAGAGUAGAAGACGUGCUAGAAGGGGGAAAUCGGCUGUGUUUUAUAAGGUAUGUUCAAUUUUUAAUACCAUACGUUAACGUUCCCCAGACUUUAAUAAGUACCUUUCGUGCAAUUUUCAACUUUCCCAUCGUGUGGUAUUACAAAGCCAAAGGGGCUGUGGGCGACAAAGUUACCGUAAAUAUCGAAGCGCGUAGAAACUUGGCGGAAAUUUGCACACCCUCGCUUUCGAAAUGUAUUAUUUACUAAUUAAACAGCACAUGAUGAUUGGUGCCUAUUUUGCUCGUUUUGAAUGCCGCUUUGGUUUUCAUUAUUCAAUUCGAUAAUAAGCACAGAUGUUGUUAUUAAAACUUGGUAAACUGCGUUUUUACCAUGAUCCGGCACCACGUAAAAAGUGCUGAAGAAAAUCCCCAAAUUUUAUAAGACUGAGUAAAAGUGCUAAUAUCGGAAACAUCGGACUGGCAACCGGCCUACAUUGCUGUGGUGCUUGCCAGCUUGCAAGCGUGGUCGGAGUAACGCUAUAUAGUUAUUUUUCCUGUUAAAUGUUAAUCGUGUGCCUCAAUUACAAAAUAUUUCAAUAAAAAAUAGAAGCCAGUAUAAUAUAUGGUAUACUUGCAGAUUUCCUUCCAUAUUCGUUGCGACUGCGAUUUAUCUUCUUCUGAGAUGGUGUCGAGUCUGUCGACGUGCCUGUGUGUUAUGUGUGUUCCAGCACGUGCAUAUAAACGCCAAACUUCAGUAAAUGAAAAUAUCAAAUCUUUAUGUUUUAAAUUCAUUUGAAGCUGGUGCCAGGUUUUCGCGUUCAACAUAUUUCUCUAUAGUCUAGGAUCUGUAUAUGAGUUUGUAAGCAUUUCAUUUAGGACAGAUAAUCUGAACUGUUUUCGGGCACGUUGACCAUGAUGGUCAACAUGGUAACGCUGCCCGAACCCCAACUGAUCCGGGGCGAAACGUCCGAAACUGACCACACCCAAAAACGACGCUUUCGCCCAGGGACGCCGGAACGAUCAUAAGGGCAAAGGGGGGCGGACCCACAGCAAGGGCACUUCGCCAAAAAAAUUUCGGUUAGUGUACCAUUUUAGGGGUCAAAAAAUUUUUCCGGACAUACCACAAGUGAAAUAUAAACUGUAUUUGUCUGAAUCUCAUAAUUUUCGUACAAAAACCAUCGUUCUAAAUGUGAUUUAUCACGUAUUUUUUUAUAACUAAAAGGGCACUUCUGCCCCCCUGCCCCCCCCCCUAGCAAAAGGCAAGGGGGGCAGCCGCCCCCCCAGUUCCAUCCCUGCUUUCGCCAUAGUGCUAUCUACCAAACCAUAAAAGCUUUGGUUAUUCUGAGGUGCGUAUAUGCUGCAGAGAUGGUACUUUUAGGGGUGGUCAUUGGUAAGUGUAAAAUGCCUAGCACUGAUAUUUCACAAGAAAAUGACCCUGCAAUACACAUAGUCAAACGUCAAUUUGUGACUUACAAAUUCAGAUAAACAGCAGCACACUAAUAUAAGGUUUCUGAAAUGUUCUCUGGUUGCAAAAUUUAUUUUAAAGUGCCUAUAUCACUUGUGGCAUCUUUACGAACUUGGAAAGAGCACAAAAGUUAGUAAGUUCUUCAACCUUUUUUUGAUUUGGUUCAGUAUUUUCCGAGAUAUUGACCUUCAAACAUGACAAUUUUCAAAAAAAUCUGUCGUGCUCGGGCGCCUGGGACUUAGGAACGCAAGCGGAAACAAACACCAUAGAAUUAUAUUAUAUUUUGACGCUGUAAUUUACUAAAGUGAGAACUUUUGCAAGAAAAGUCGGUUUAUUAAGUUCAAAGUCUUUCUCGAUCCGGUACUGAAAAAAGAUCCUAAUAUUGCGCUGAAUAUAAAAUUGAAGGUGAAACGUACAAAACGACUUCAAAAUCAAAUUUGAAAGUGCUCCUUCGUAGAUGGCAUCUAGCUUCGGCGUCGAGCCUGAAAAUGUUGGCAUUUAGAGCUACACUGACGAAAUAUGGGCCAAAUAAUACGUUUGAAAGUUAGAAGAAUUUAACAAGGAAAUAAGGAAAAUCAUUUUCACAUGAAACGGACCUUACAUGUACAGUAUAUCGUGAUAAUUAUUCGUAUUAAAUGAAUAAUUGCUGCGGAGCGAGCGAGCCUGAAGCGAGCGAGCGAAGCAGCAGCCUAAUUUGUGUAGUAGGCAGUAAAAAAGCAGAUUUUUAGCGUCGCAUGGAAUUGUGGUCGUGCGCAUUUGUAUGCGCAGUUUUCAUAAAUCCGUCUCACCGCACUACACAUGCGUAAUUAAAACUCCCUACGUAGCCACCAAUAUUUCUAAUGUCUUCAAAAGUGGACAUAUUUUGCAUCAAGUGAUGUUUCAUGUAUACGGUGGAAGCAUUGAAAGGCCUUCGCUUCGGCAGUCCGGCUUAGCACAAGUUUUCAAAACGAUUCGGUGUUCUAAUUUUCGUUAUUUUUGCAUUGAUUCGUGCGUUGUUCAUUCAAUGGACUUUGGCCACUGACAGUCCUAUACUUUUAUAGUGUAAUAAAUCUGUGUAUAUAGUCUAUAUAAUGUGGUAAAUGCGCCUAGCAAUAAACAGACUUGUAUGAAAUCUGAUAGCAAGCUUGUGUUAUAUAAUUAAUUUAUCUGUAUGUCAAUGAGACGCACAUGUUUAAUAUCUGUCACCUGUGAUUGCCCUUUAACCCCUGGUCUUGGCUACUUUAAUAUAUAAUAUAUACCUCGAUAUAUACUGCUUUUUCGCAGUUCCACUCAUGGUAAGAAUCGAUUCCUUACUGGCUUAAGGUCUUAAGCUCACAGCUCACUUGUCGCUGCGAGUAAUAACCGUACUUGAUAUAUAAUUUGUGCUAUUUACUGUAGUUCUAUUUGCUUUUAAUGCCCGCAGCAAUCCCUACCUUGCAGGUACCCUAGUAUAUUUUCUACUAUGUAAAUGUUGUGUAAAUGUCUUGAAUAUCAGCGAUACCACUAUAACCACAAUGCAAAGCGCUACGAAAACGUAAUAAAGGGAAUCUAGUAUUACCAUAGAUUCCCCUUAGUUGCGUUUUUGUAGCGCUUUGCCUUGUGGUUAACAGUAAAAUAUUCGCGAAAACAUUCGAAUUUGCAUUCGAUCGAGGCCGCUAUCUUUAUCAGUGAUACUUCUAUAACCACAAUGCAAAGCGCUACAAAAACGUAAUAAGGGGAAUCUUCAAAUAAGUUGUAUUAUUGAGAUAUCUAAAUUGAGUAAAAGGAGUAGCUUUUUCGAUUCUAUUUCGUACUGUUGAAAAUCACAAUACAUUUCAUGAUUCAAUGAUUGUAUAAUAGACCAAUUAUAUAAAUACUUGGCUUGAAUUAGCUUUGCUGUUAAUAAUGUUAAAGUUCCCGACAUUCCAACCCUUGCUAAAUAACCUGAACUUGUGAGAAUUGAUAUAUAUAUAUAUAUAUAUAUAUAUAUAUAUGUAUAUAUGUAUAUAUCCCAUUUAUAAAUCAGGAGAUAAGCACAAUCCGUCAAAUUAUAGACCAAUAUCAAUUUUACCAACCAUCAGCAAGAUACUAGAGAAAGCUAUUCAUAAACAGUUAUCUGCAUUCCUUGAUGACAAUGAUUUACUAUCAACGAGUCAGUUUGGAUUUCGUCUUAAUUCCAACACUGUACUGGCUACAGCACAAUUUACUGACAAGGUUUUACAAUCAAUGGAUGCUGGGGAGCUUACUGGAACUGUUUUUAUAGACUUAGCAAAGGCAUUCGACACCGUAAACCAUGGAAUCCUGUUACGUAAGCUACAUCUACUUGGUGCUGAUGACCAUGCUUGUGAAUGGUUUAAAUCUUUUCUCUCCGAACGUUCACAAGUAACAGUCUGUAAUAACGCCCAGUCUGAAACUGCAAAAAUAUCAAUAGGAGUUGCCCAAGGGUCCAUCCUUGGGCCAUUAUUGUUUGUGAUAUAUGUUAAUGAUUUGCCGAAUGUCUUAGAAUCCUGUCACGUCACCCUGUUUGCUGACGAUACAGUUUUAUACUGUUCGUCCAAAUGUCCAAAGCUAUUGGAACAAAAACUGAACUCUGAUUUAACAAGAGUCUGCGAUUGGCUGAAAACGAAUCAUAUCUUACUAUUAAUAUUAAGAAAUCCAAAUUUAUGCUUAUCGGUAGUGGUCCACGCUUAUCAAGAUUGUCCACGUCCUUAGUAACAUCCGUUGGAGAUGCACCCCUGGAAGAAGUGGAGUCAUACAAGUAUCUUGGCGUAAUGAUAAGUAAUAACUUGACAUGGCACGAUCACAUCCAAUUUAUUAAAUCUAAGAUUAAUAAGAAGCUGGGACUACUAAAGCGUAUUAAGAACUAUUUACCGUUACAUAGUAGAAUAUUAUUUUAUAAUUCUUAUAUUUUGCCAUCUUUUGACUAUGCUGACACAGUAUGGGGAGACAGAGGGAAUGAAACCCUUAUGGCAGAUUUACAAAUUUUACAGAAUAAGGUAGCACGUGUAAUUUUGGACCUGGAUUAUGGAUCGUCAGCCAGUUCUGCUUUGAAGAAGUUGGCUUGGAAAGAUCUAAAGACCAGGAGGAUUGUUAACCGUUUGAUAUUGAUUUAUAAAUGUAAGAAUAAUCUUUUCUCUUAUAAUUUUGAAAUCACAUAUCAUCAGGAUAUGCAUGCUUAUAACACUAGGUCUAAGUGUAACAUACGUAAAUCAGCGGCGAGACAUAAAUGGGGACAUUGGACAACGGUCAAUUUUGCCAGCAAUGACUGGAAUGAAUUGCCCCAAGAAAUUCGUGAAGCAAAAGACCUUCAAACUUUUAAAGUCUACUUAAAUAGCUUUAUUGAUACCUAGCUUUAAUUAUCCUUAUAUAUUUAGCCUAGUUUCUAAAUAGCAUUACUAUACUUAUAUUUAAUUAACACUGUAAAGUUUUUUUGUAGUUUAGCAGGACCCUACUGAAAAACACAUUAUUGUGACGUAGGCUUCCUGAUUAAAAAUUGCUUGAAUUGAAUUGAAUUGAAUUGAAUAUUGGUACAAAAAAUAAAGGAAAAAUGCUUUACAAUUCCCCUGAUGACAUCAUAGCCGGAAACUUUGACAGUGAAAAAGUUGAUCAAGAAGGGAUUCUUUAUUAUAGAGAUAACAUUUCUUCUAACGACACAAAUAUUACACGCAUCAAAAAUCAUAUUUAUGGUUAGUCGUGCUUUAAAAUUAUAUUUCUUAUUUUUCAUCUUUUCAAAUUAUAUUUCUUAUUUUUCACUGUUUCGCUCUUUCUCUGUUUCCCCCCCGCUUCAAUCACCGCUUUUUAACCAAAAAUACAAUAAAAUUUAUCAGAAAGCAAGAAGGAAUAGACCAAAGGAACAAAGCAAUUUUUCUAUAGUUCUACGUGUAAAAUUGACCGGCUUGGCAUUCGUCGAAUCUGUUGUUGUCUCAACAGGUUUUGGGAAAAAGUGUGCAAAAGAGCCGAGAGAGCUCGAAAAAGAUACAUGAACAACAAAAACAUCGAAAAAGGCAACAAAACCUGAACAUAAGUGAUUUAAAAAGUACCUUCAAUCCUUCUGAUAACAACUGCUAGAUGUUUUUCGGCGGAAGACAAAAAAUACAAUAAUUUCGAAAAUAAAAACUGAGCAACACGACGAAACCUACGAUUUAACGACUUUCAUGGCAAACCCAGCAGCCCAGAUGCUGAAAAACUUUGGCAAAUUAGUCUGUGUAUCGUUGAUCUUAUUUCCAGCAUUUCAAAUAAUUUUUCCAGCUUUAAAGCAUCAAAAGUUUGUAUUGGUUUGGCAAUUUCGCUCCUUCUCUCGCUUAAAAAUUCAAGCGACAGUAAAAGCAUGCCCGUGACGUCACUGAGUACAUGUUAGGAGAAUUUCAACGUCGAUCUUUUCAGUAAAAUUGUUCACUAUGUAAUAUCUUCUCUUUAUAUUAUAAAAGAAAUAGAAAAACUCGUUUCGUGCGUUUACAGUGCGAUUAUGCAUUUGGGGAAUGUUGGGAGAAUACUCGAGAAACAUGUAAAACACUCGGGUACGUCUCGUGUUCUCGCUUCUCUCGUAUUAGACGGUUUUAGAUAACAAGACGCGGACGUCAAGAGGACGUGAGAUGGCGUGUUAUGGCGUAGCUUUCGCGCAAUUUUUUAUGGCGACGUCGUCUUUGAGGUUUUCAGGACGCGAGAUUGAGAUUUUCACGUACUGACAAAGACGUCAACUAUUUUUUUCAUUUUUAUCCAUAAAAAGGUCAGUAAUACGCAUGCAAACUAUUUAAACUUGUAGUUUUAUAUUAUAUUUGUCUUUUUUUGUAAGAAUUUACUAGCAUAUGGCGUAAAUAAUGGUCUACACAUCACAAUAAACAAGAGUAGUUAUACGCGUAAUGUUCGCAUUUUUAUGCGUGUAGUGCUUGUUUUUUGCAGUAGCUUAUAGUUUAAAACAGUUUAUUCGCAGACAGUUUUACAUCACAAUUUUGUUUUUGUUAAUUCCUGAAUUAAAAAUAACACUCUUUCAUUGACUUUUCCGCAUUUUUUGCAGUUUCUGAAGUAUCUGGGAUAUAAUGGCGGAUAAAAUCGGAGAUAAUGCAACGUCAAUGCCAAAAAAAAGGUGAAUGCACAGCAGUUAUUUAUAAAUUCAACAGUCGUAUAAAUUUAAACUUCAUUUUGUUUAAAUAAUGUCACUAGCUACAGCAAAUGUGUUUUCACAAAUGUGCUGUUAUACACCUUUCCAGAAAUAUUGUUUACAUAAAAUAAACGAAGAGAAAAUUUCACGCUUUAAAUUUAUAUAAAGUACCUGAACCUGGAGUAUUAAAGAAACAGCAUAGCCAUGCCCAGAGCUAGGCAUUCAUCUUAAUAAAAUCUAGCUUCAGCUUCAUUAUUUUCGUUGAACACAUUUACCGAUUUAUACAGAUCCAUAUGUUUGUACUUUUCCCUGAUAGUUGCGUGUUGUUCAACAUAGUUCAUAUUCAACAGAAAAGGACUUACAACCACUUGUUUUUGCAAGGCCACAAGUCGCUUCAGUCGGUUGACUCGGUUGAAGAUUCUCAAGCUUCUAUAGCUUUUUAUGUUUACUGUUGCUAGGUAACAUAAUUCACUUCCUGUUAGGAAUAAUUAAAAACACAACUCAUUUCCUGCGAGAUACUAAUUAAAAACAAAUGUAUUUUCCACGUGACAUGUUACAAAAGCAAACCAAAACAGAUUUAAUAUUUUCAUAUGUUUGUAUCUUAAUACCCUGAAUUUAAAACUUACAUAUAUUUUAUCGAUGUGUAUUUCUAUAUGACAUAUCUUCAAUAUUUAUCUUACAGUAUUUGCUUGUUGUAUAAACUUUGUAAUUGUGAUGUCUAGUAAUUGUCAUAACAUUAGUAAAUAUAUUUUAUUGUAGGUCUAUUAUGGUCUGGUCUGAGCAGAGAGAUGUGACCUUUUUAAGGGAGGUUGCAGCAGAGGGGCUGUUCGCCAAGAAGGAGAAGUCGAGAGAGAGAGGGUCUGGGUGGCAAACCGUUGCCAAUAAUUUAAACCCAAUUUUUGACACGGAGUUGACACCCAGGUCUGUGAGGGAUCACUACAACAGCUUAUCAAAGAAGCACAGAGCAAGGUUGGCAAGAGAGAUGCGAGCGACAGGAGAAGGGGGAGAUGAAUUAACAGAAAGAGAAGAAUUGCUGGAAGAACUGAUGCAAAUAGAAGAGGAAACAGACUUACAUAUGGAAGAAGAGAAUAUAGCAAGGAAGGAAGUGAUUGAAAUGGAGAAAGCGAAAGGAACGGAAAUGCGAGAACGGGCAAUGGAGUGUUUUGGGGAGUCGAGAAAGAGGUUGGCCGAGCAAUUGGGGAAGGAGAAAGAGGCAAAGAAAACCAGGAGAACGUCGGGAGAGGUAUUUGAGUGGUUAGGCAAGAGGAUGGAACUGGAAACAGAAAAUAAGGAAAAAGAGCGAAUGGAAAGAAAAGAGGAAAGAGAAUUUCAACGUGAGCAAGUACAGCAGCAGCAGGAUCAGCAACAGCAGCAGUUUGCAAUGCUACAGCAUCAGAUGGUGGCUUUGAUGCAACAACAGCAUCAGCAAACACAAUUAGUGUUUGAACUUAUUCGGAAAAACCAAGAAUAAACAUUUCAUCAUGUUAACAUAUUUAAAACAAGUCAAAUACAUUUAUUUAUACAGUGUUAACAGUUUUCAACAAUUUUAACAAUAUUAAUUUUAAUUAAUAUAAUACAAUUCAAUGUGAUUAAUUAUGUAUUCAAUGUUAAUAUAAAAUAAUUCAAUGUAUCAAUCAUUAUUAAUGUAUUCAAUCAACAUAUUAAAAAAUGUUCAAUCAAUUUGUCUAAUUUUAGGGACCGUUCAUGAUUUAUCAAUUUGUCUAAUUUUAGGGACCGUUCAUGAUUUAUACCUGGGGUUGGUACCGAAGAAAAGCAAAAAACACUGUAGUAAAUCUUUUAUUUACCCAACCUCAACAAUGGUCAAAAUAAUGUUUACCCAACCCAUGUGUUACAGACUGUACUUCUUAAUAAUUAAACACACAAGAUUAUGGUGACAUAAAUCAAGUCGCCUAAAUUCUAAAAGCUCGCUCAAUCUCACUGAGUGUGCCAAAGCAAUCACAUUUCUUCUGAUCAAUGAUAGAGUCCUUCCUCAAUCACUGACGGUCUAUUUUGGUACAGAAUAUAUGUAUUGUACACAUUUUUAUUCAUAUUUUCCAAUGCAUGAUAUUAAAAAUUUUGAUUUUAUUUUAUUUUAUAGCUGACAAACAGCCAUAAUUUUUUUUACCCAACCCAUGAGCUAGUCAAAAACGUGAUUACUCAACCCAUAUCUCUUCGGUACAAACCCCGGGUAUAAAUAAUGAACGGUCCCUUAGUUCAUGUAAUUUAAGCAAUUUACCAAAAAUACUGGUCCAGUGUAGGUGGUUGAAGGUCAAAUGUUUGUGAGACAAUAUUACCAUAAAGGCAAGUGCGAGCAUUCUCAAGUAGUGCAGAAACAACAUACAUCUUACCUACUGCACUCAAGUGUACUUUCAUCUGCCUCUUAAAAUCUAUAAAACUGAAGUAUUUGGUUAUAUUUCCAAACAUCCACUCCACUGACACUCUGACAGCACUCAUGGCUUUGUUGUAGGCUUGCAUUUCUGGGGUAAUGCCUCUGCUUGGAAAAGGUGCCUGAAGAUGAACAUUUAAUGGGUAAGCUGGGUCACCAUACAAGCAAAGAGGUUGGCCAUUAUAAUGGGCAACACGCCUUAGGUUUGGUAGCAAGCCAGAUUCGUAUAACAUGGUACUGUCGUGUCGUCUUCCCUCAUAUGGACCAGCAAGAUUUGCAAUGAGGCCAUUUGGUAUUACCACACUCUGAAACUUGAUGGCAUGAACCCUUUUGUGACCAUUAUACAGCACUCGUUGAAGGUAUUUGGGUCUAGCGAUCCGCCGAACAGUGCCAUCCACAAAACCAAAACAGUUUGGAAGAGGUGCACCGUGGUUGUAAAUGGUAGUUGCAUAGGUAUUAAGUUGCUCAGGGGAUAGAAACGGUUGAUCCCAACUUUCGAGGCGAUGGUGAUGGUACUGGUAGACAUGGUUGAGGACUGUAUUGAAAAUCAGACACAGUGUACUUGGAUUUUUUCCAAAGCGAGUGGCCAUAUCAGAGUACCUACAUGGGUAGGCCAGUCUCUUCAACAGGAUACAUAGGGCUUCCAUACCAUUACAUAUGCUCCCUUGCACACAGACAAUCUUCUCUGGUAUUUGCAAAUAAUUAUUAAGUAACUCCAAGUCACUUUUUGCGAAUCUUAGCUCGGUUCGGCAUUCUUCGUCACUCCAAGAUGCCAGGUUAAACUCGUCAAAUUUCCAGUAGGGGAAAACAGCUUUUGAACGACUGUAAUCAUACAGCAACGAGAACUCAACAUCAGAAAUAUAAUUCAAAUCAUAAGCAAUAACUGCAGAAUCACGAACAUCUUGCAAACUACGACCCGCCAUCGAUAAUAUCGUUUCAAAAAUAAAAAUUAAAAAUAUAGGACACGACAACAUGACGAAAGCUGAUGUGAAUUUUAUUUAAAUAUUUCUAUAUUCAACGGUUUUCAUCCAACUUCAUAAGGAAGAAAUACCUGAGAACUGUAGCCUAUCAUAAUAUCAUUUAUAUAAAUCGUUUCAUAACAAAUGUUAUUUGAAAGUCACUAUUACGUGUCCGUUUGAACAAUAUCACUUAACUGAUAGAAAUAUUUUGUCCAAUACCAUCAGAAUAUUAUGAUUUCAUCUUGCCAAUUCGGUUUGAUUACUUGGUUCACGUUUUGUUUAUUGUCAUGAGACAAAUAGUAAAAAAGAGUACGAGUUUAUUUAGAUCAUUUGCAUAGCUGUUUCAAAUGACAGGAAGAAACCUUGAUUACUGUUCGAGAAUACAAAGCAACGUCCUUGAAACGUCGCAGAUCACUUUCCUAAAUACAUUUUUUUUGUAAACACGACGGCGUUCUCGACCCAGUUUCCCUCGGUCAAAUGACGUCCUCUUGACGUCCGCGUCUUGUUAUCUAAAACCGUCUAUUCUCCAAACAUACCCCACGUGCAUUAUCACACUAUAAACGCAAGCGAUUCGUUUUCUAUUUCUUAAAUAAUGUAUUACCUGCCUCCAAAUAUAAUAUCGUGCUGUCAUGGCACAUAGGCCAUUUCGGAAUACUGCAUGGUUAAUCCAAUGUUUAAAAGAUAUAGACGAGGGGUUGCUGCAUGCAUGUAUUUCUAGUAAUUAUAAUGAGAGUGAUUUACAGACAGGUGUUAUUUAAUAAUCUAAUUGUAGGGAACACUUUUUCAACACUGAUUUGACAGAAUCGCAUGACCUAGGGACUUUAUAUUCCUUUGUUAUUCUUAUUUUAUGUAACAGUAUGAAGAAUUAGACUGACGUCAUCUUUGGUGCCAUUAUUUCAUUUCAACAUCCACUUUAUAUAAUAAUAAUAAAAGUUAUCACACCACAAAACUGCGCUAAUCACUGCACAGAUCUAAUUUAUCACUGCACAAAUUGGUUAUCACUCAGCCUUAAUAUAUAUAUAUAUAUAUAUAUAUAUAUAUAUAUAUAUAUAUAUAUAUAUAUAUAUAUAUAUAUAUAUAUAUAUAUAUAUAUAUAUAUAUAUUAAGGCUGAGUGAUAACCAAUUUGUGCAGUGAUAAAUUAGAUUUGUGCAGAUCAUUAGAUUUGAUCACAAUCAGGGCCGUCGCGAAGAGGCUAAAGCGGGGGGGUGAUCCCUUUUUUGCCGACAACAAUCUACCACUAAGGGCCUGUUCAUAUCAUCCGGGCUGGCGUGGUAAACCGGGCUGACUUCCAAGAGGCGAGAUCUCGCCUCGUAUAUUGUUUUUACACGUUUUUGAGAUUUGAUUCACACCAGAACCGGGCACCCGUUUGAGCGAGGCGAGAUCUCGCCUUCCCUGGCUCAUACGACGACUAUGAACCAGAUUAACGUUACCGUUAACACACGCAGCGACGAAUGCGAUUGUAAAUCUUUUUGGUUUCGUGCCGUGUCCGGAAACUCUGAAUCAGGAAAAUUUGUGGGAACUUCGUAUCCGGAAACAUUUGAAUCCGGGAGAAAACUCUCGUGUAAACGGCUUUCCGUAAAGAAUCCGAAUCAAUUUGCCGGUUUCGGUUUAAAACUUUUCAAAUCUAUUGCUAUUAAAUUCAACCGCCAAACAGUAUCAAAACAUCGUAAAAUACAAGGGCGGAUUUUCAUAUUUUCUCUGGGGGGGGGUGUGUGCAAAAAAUUCCGGUGGUGGUGGAGAUGAUCAUGUACAGGGACGGAUCCAGGCUAGGGGUUUUGAUCACCGGUUACUAGGUUCACCCAUAUAUAUCUUAUAUACACUAGAUAGUGCAUCUAAUUAUUCUGCAAUUCAAAAAUUGAAGCCGUGAUUGCAGUCUUAGGUCGUUCCCAUGAAAUGAGAAGAUUUGUAUGUUUUCUAUUUCUUAAACAGGAAACUUAAACAUUAAGUUAACCCUAUUCCAAAUACGUUUUAAACUAUUCAAAUAAUGAAAGUUAUUGUUGUUUUUAAGCGUUUAUUAGCAAGUGGGAACGACCAACAUGGCCGCCAUCUAUUCAAAUGUGAGUAACCGCUGGAAUAUUCUUGGCUUCAAUUUUACUAAAAGAGAUGUGCUAUCUAGUGUAUAUCAGACAACUAUGGGUUCACCCAACUAAUAGGGGCGGGUCCGGGGCAUACCCCCGCCGGAAAAAAAUUAAAAUUUGAGGCUCUGAAACAGCAUUUCCUGCGUUCUAGCGUCACUUUUAAAAUUAAUUUAAUGAUUAGGAAAUGCAUGUUUUUAAGUGAAUUUUUGACUAAUACGCGGCUCAAACAAUGAAUUGAACCUUUUCCGAAGCGUAUUAGCUAGUGCCUAGUGUUAAAAAUAUAGGAUUCACUAAUUGCUGACACAUCGAUUUAGAUCUACACGCUUUCAAUCCAACUCUAACGACGAACUAAAAACCAAACUGCAAGAGCGUGAAAGUUUCGCAAUCAUUUCCUGAUUCUCAAUCGCCAAACCAAUGAUCAGUGGGUCUAAAUACGCUCGGUCCAUAAUCAAAUUUCAAAAAUAGAUUAGACAACAUCAAUUUCAUGAAACAGAAUCUACAUGGAAGGUUAUAGAUUUUCUUUCUUUGGAAAAUCUGGCAGGUUUAUGCAAACCUGUCUGAAUCCGCCCACUGAUGUAAAUGUGCACACAUGUGGUGCCAAUGAGCACGUGAACUUAUUUUUUGUAAUUGUGUUUUACUUUUACGUCAAUUUGCUGCAAACAGGUGUAUAUAGAAACAUGUUAAUUUGAAUAUUUCUAUCUUACUUAACGGUAGUUUAAUUUAGUGCAUUUAAAUUUUGGCAGGGACAGGCGGGGGUGUGCACAUCCGUCCUUGGUAUAAUAUCUGUAAGAGGGUUAAAAUUAUUUACUUUAUAUUGACCAUCGCUGUGCAGGGUUGUGUAGUGUAAACUGUCUGAAUCCGCCCCUGAUGUGAAUGUGCACACAUGUGGUGCCAAUGAGCACGUGAACUUAUUUUUUGCAAUUGUGUUUUACUUUUACGUUAAUUUGCUUCAAAAAAGUGUAUAUAGAAACAUGUUAAUUUGAAUAUUUCUAUCUUACUUAACGGUAGUUUAAUUUAGUGCAUUUAAAUUUUGGCAGGGACAGGAGGGGGUGUGCACAUCCGUCCUUGGUAUAAUAUCUGUAAGAGGGUUAAAAUUAUUUACUUUAUAUUGACCAUCGCUGUGCAGGGUUGUGUAGUGUAAACUGUCUGAAUCCGCCCCUGAUGUGAAUGUGCACACAUGUGGUGCCAAUGAGCACGUGAACUUAUUUUUUGCAAUUGUGUUUUACUUUUACGUUAAUUUGCUUCAAAAAAGUGUAUAUAGAAACAUGUUAAUUUGAAUAUUUCUAUCUUACUUAACGGUAGUUUAAUUUAGUGCAUUUAAAUUUUGGCAGGGACAGGAGGGGGUGUGCACAUCCGUCCUUGGUAUAAUAUCUGUAAGAGGGUUAAAAUUAUUUACUUUAUAUUGACCAUCGCUGUGCAGGGUUGUGUAGUGUAAACUGUCUGAAUCCGCCCCUGAUGUGAAUGUGCACACAUGUGGUGCCAAUGAGCACGUGAACUUAUUUUUUGCAAUUGUGUUUUACUUUUACGUUAAUUUGCUUCAAAAAAGUGUAUAUAGAAACAUGUUAAUUUGAAUAUUUCUAUCUUACUUAACGGUAGUUUAAUUUAGUGCAUUUAAAUUUUGGCAGGGACAGGAGGGGGUGUGCACAUCCGUCCUUGGUAUAAUAUCUGUAAGAGGGUUAAAAUUAUUUACUUUAUAUUGACCAUCGCUGUGCAGGGUUGUGUAGUGUAAACGCCGCACGAUCCGUAUAUUUGAAAACAAUGAAUUUGGAUAAUUUCGCAAAUCAAAAAAGGGCCAGCCCAGCAAACCGUAUAUUAAUAACUAGUGAGUAAAGAAUGACCAAAUUUAAAACCUUGAAUGAUCAUAAGCAACUGAGCACUGAGCAACACUUUCUAUUUUACAAAUAUUAAUAAAGUGAACAUGUCAUGCCGUUAUGGCAGCUCUUCUCCGGCGCAGAAAUUAUUUUGAAGUUCGUAGCGGAACAAAUAAACCACAUGGCACUAAGCACAGGGAGCAGAGGAGUCGAGUAAAUCGAGUUUGUCUAGUAAAACAAGACAAACACCGUCUUACCUUGUUAAUUGUAAUAUAUUUCAUUGUGGAAAACCAAUGUGUGCAUUAAAAAAUGCAUAUUUUUGCUGUCGAGCCUCAGCUCGGCAGCACACUAUUCUUGACGUUCUUUCUUUUUCGUGUCCAGUCCCCGCGGCCGAUUUAUGUAUAGUCGAAAUCUCGAUUUGCAUUCGGUGGAGAUUUCGGCACUCCAGGGGGCUCAUUAAGUAUACAUUCAAGUUCGUUUGUAAAAUGAGGGGGUUGUUCAACAACAUUUUCUUCAUUGCUGCGAGCAGGCUACUCGAAGAUGUGUCUUUAAAGUGUUUUAACCGAAAUUUUCAGUACAUCAAAUGAUCAUAUCUGUGAGUUUAGUUUAUAUACUCAGUGUUUAUUUAUUGAUGUGUUGAACCGGUUUAAUAAAGUUGCGAAUACCGAGGGAAACAGGGUUCAUAUCUCUGCUAGCGCUAUGAAGACUACUAUGUCUUCUUCCACAUUCCAUCUCGGGCGAAUCAACUGUGGCAAUGUUUGCCGAUGAUACCAAGUGCUACCGUCCGGUGAAAGAUUUACCCGAUUGCGAAAGUCUGCAGAAUGAUCUCAAUAAUCUCGUGAACUGGUGUACUAUCUGGAAGAUGGACUUACAUAAGUCUAAAAUGCGGAGUAAUGAGCUUCACAAGAAGUCGCCAACCAGUCACAACAAAUUAUAAACUACUGGAUAGUUCUCUGAAGCAACUAUGUCAUCAAAAAGACCUUGGGAUUGUUGUUACAAAAGAUCUCAAGUGGACGAAACAGGUUGAAGAAAUAACAUCAAAAGCGAGCUCAAUGCUAGGCUUCAUUCGUCGAACAGCCUCCGACACGCAUAACAUCCACGUGCGAAAGGUGUUGUACCUGUCCUUAGUGCGCAGCAAGUUAGGAUAUGCCAGCCAGGUGUGGGCACCUCAAACUGUCAGCGACAUACUGUCAAUAGAACGGGUUCAACAUGGCGCGACCAAAUUCAUCCUUUCCCUUCCUUACAGAACAGCCACAACAUACAGGGAACGACUACUGGUUAUCGGUAUUCUCCCAGUCUGCUAUUGGCACGAAUUUCUGGACUUAGUUUUUCUUUACAAGAGUAUUCUAAGCAACGAUGUCAAUGUGUCAAUACGAACAACCACCCGGACGACUAGAAACGCUGACCCUGUCAAUGGUAUUCUUCUUAAUGUAUCUCGAUGCAGGACAGUUAGCUACAAGAACAAUUUCUAUGUGAGAGCGCCUAGCGUAUGGAACAUUCUCCCUAGCAAUAUUCGUGACACUUCAAGAUCAUUAGCUUACUUUAAAAUCUCUUUAUUCAAUUACUACUUAAACCUUUUAGAACAAAUAUACAACCCGGACAAUCCUAGAACAUUUAAGUCCGUGUGCGUCAAAUGCCACUCAACUCGGUCUCUUGAUAGUUUAUUAGUGAGGACAUGUUGUUGACAUUUUAGCAUAAUUUGUUUUAAUGUUAUAUAUUGUAACUUAUUGUGAGGGGCCCCAUAAUUGGAAAUUAUCUCUGUGGCUAGUCCCUGCCCGAAUUGCAUGUAAAUUUUGUAAAGUAUUAGUCUUAUUUAUGUCUGUUAUGUUUGGCGAAUCUUGUAAAAUAAAAUGUCUAUGGCUACCUACUUUAUGGCUACCUACAGUACUACAAAUCGCUGGCUACUAUGUAUGAAAGAAUUUAAGAAUUUAUAAACUAUUGUUUGUUCAAAGUCGAGUAUUGUCAUUAUAAUUUUAGUCAAAUGUCCACAAUAUGCCUUACAGCAUUAAAAUUCGUGCAGCGCUGGGUGCGCAAAUAUACUGCGCGAAAUAUAAUCCGCGUGAUUACAAUAUUCAUCGCAUGCUGUUUUAAAUUAAAUCUCUCCAUGUUACAAAUAAUAUUUUAUAUUUUCAAAUGAUAUUUUACAUAUACCGUUGUUUAAUGUUUACGUGAAUUUCAAAUUCAAAAUUCGAUACUAAUUACAACUGUCAAAAUGAAGUUCUACUUCGUCUUUGGUCAAUGUUCAAUGCGUCUUCCGGUUGUAUUCAUUCCGUCAUAGGGUGUUGUGGUGCAAAUGCGACGAAAGAUCUGCAAUGUUUCCUCCCUUUCUUCGUUUCCUAUUCGUUGCCCUCUCGGCCAGUGUUCGUUGGCUUUUCGGAAAAUACGAAUCUACGGCAAUGCAAGGCAGCGGAGUAUAUUAAUAUAGAAAUUCAUAUCUUGGUAAAUAGUUUGGUUUGUAUUCGAUGAUUUUGAUGAAUAAAUAUGCAUUUUUAAUGCACACAUUGGGAAUCUACAACGAAAUAUACUACAAUUAAGGGGCUGAUUACAUGGAGAGUUCAGCUAGCCCGGGCUGAGUUUCAGCCCGGUUAAACGAACUGAAAUUGCAUCACGAUUACAUGAGCAGUUUGAGCCCGGGCUGAGUUUAGUCAGAGCUAUGUUAUAAUCAAUUAACCCGGGCUGAAAUGUCCACUUUGAAGCGUUCAGACGCUGAUUAGUCAACUAUUUGACUUGUGUGAGACUGUAGUUACCAUAAAUAUCUUAUAUACACUAGAUAGGGCAUGCAUCUCCUUUAGUAAAAACUGAAGCCAAGAAUAUUCCAGCGGUUACCCCAUUUGAAUAGAUGGCGGCCAUGUUGGUCGUUACCACUCGCUAAUAAACACUAAUAAACAACAAUAACUUUCAUCAUUUGAAUACUUUAAAAAUGUAUUUGGAAUAGGAUUAACUUAAUAUUUAAGUUCCUUGUUUAAGAAAUACGAAAUAUACGAAUCUUCUCUCAUUUCAUGGAAACGACCUGAGACUGUAAUCACGGCUUCAAUUUUUGAAUUGCAGAAUAAUUAGAUGCACUAUCUAGUGUAUAUAAGAUAUCUAUGGUGGUUACAUGUAAAGUAUUUUUAAAAAGAUGAAACAAACACGCAAAAUAAAGCCAUUUAAACGGUUGUUUUAUUAGCACGGGUUGAAAUUGUUUGCGAUUACAUGCUGCUGGGCUGAGUUUCAGCCCCGACUGAAAUUUCAGCCCGGGCAGCUCAAGCCGGGCUGAAAUUUCAGCCGGACUGGAAUUUUGAUUAUGUAAUCGCUUGCUGUGUUUUAAUACGAUUUUAUCCUUAGGCCGGGCUGAAAUUUCAGCCAGGGAAACCGGGAUGAAACUCAGCCCGGGCUGAAAACUCUCCAUGUAAUCAGCCUCUAACAAGGUAAGACGGUGUUUGUUUUGUUUUACUAGAUAAACUUGACUCCUCUGCUCACUGUGGAGCGCAGAAAAUAUUUUGAAGUUCGUAGCGGAACAAACUAAGUUAAUCUCAAAUAACCCACACUAAGCAAAGCAUUUUAAUACGUUCGUAUUAUUUGUAUUUUAUGUCAUGUUCUCUGUGAUUUUUAAAAAAGCCAGAGGUUCUCUUCGCCUCCUGUAAAUAAAUAUGAGUGGGAAGAAGUAUAGGUUUUUUUGAGGCAACGAGGGGAUAUGCGAUUUAUUCACCGAGACGCGCAGCGCCGAGGUGAAUAAACACAUAUUCCCGAGGUGCCUCAAAAUAACUUACUUAUUUUUCACAUUGCGAGGUCGCGUUAAUGAGUCAGAAUAGAAAUAAUUCUUAAUGCCAUAUUCUCGUUUUUGUGCUGCAAAGACACUGCAGGUGAAAAUUAUAGAGGGGAUUAUUAAACGGAAAUUGAUUAGAGGGGAAUAUUGAAUAUAUUCCCCGAUAAGAACAAAGGAAACCGAGCAGGGUGAACUGAUAAGGCGAAAGAUACGAGAACCUCUGCCAACCAGGGUAGACCACAGGCGGCCCAAUCUCCGAAUGUUCUAUAUAUUUUGAAUAUUUAUACGGAAUAUUUAUCCGUUAUAAUAUUUGAUUACGAAAUAAUUCAAAAAAUAUUAGCAGUAUAUGUAAAAAAUAUAUCUAACUUGUUAAAGUAGGAUGCAUGCAUUUUGCCGUGUUUCUGAGUUUAGUUUGUACGUUUUCGUCGUACUUAAACGGUCGUCAGUACUGGCACUGAACGACAUAAUAUCUGAUAUACUCUCCGACAUCGUGUCCAAUAUUUCUCCUCAUAUUUGUUGCAGAGCAAUAGAUUUCACAUCGCCUAAUAGUAUAGGCCUACUCUUGGGCGGUAAAUCGCCUUAAAUCGCUGCGAUAUAAUGCGAUUUUGGGCGAUUUUAGGCGAUUUAAGGAAAAACUGGGACUUUCAAGCACUGCGAUGUAAUGCGAUUUUAGGCGAUUUAAGAGAAAAUUCUAAAUUUUAGGGAUUGCAAUUUAGACCUGUGUUUUCAAGGUAAUUGAAUUUUAUAUUUUGCUCCGGUUUCAUCCCACAAGGCAAAAUAUGGCAGGGUGGGUUAGAAUAAACACAGUUAGAAAAGUGAUAUCAUAUUCUCAUUGUUUAAUAAAGAUAUACAGUCUAGACUAACAUAAGUAACCCUAAUACUUUAUGUAAGCGGUGACUGAAAAGCCCCAAAGGGGAGUGAGCUGAAUAAUGUAAUGUUUUCACACACAUUGACACAUAUGCAUUGUAUGAACAUGUAUGUACAUUUUAUAUAAAGCUAGGUUAAUAAUUAUUGUAUUUAACCCGAAUCAUAUAUAAAGCUCAAUAUUUGUGAACUUUUCAUCCAUUGUCUUAUUUAGAAGCCAUUGGAGUUCAUCUUGUGGGGUCAUGUGGUCAUGCAUUCAUGGCUACAUUAUAUACCACAAAUAUUGUAAACAGUUAAUAAAUAUACUCUACUUAAGGGGCAUGUACGGUACAUAAUUGCAAAAUACCAACCUAUAACUAAACUACACAUGUCUUAGGCUAAACUUUAAUAUUAUUAAUUGCAAAAUAUAAUAGAUAUUUGAUUUCCAAAAGAACCACAGCCAACAGGGAGUAGAAACGCACAAUAUAUUUAUACAGUUACAAUAAGCUAUAUUCAUAUAAAUUACCUUGUCACCCUUGUAAGUGAAAUUGUCUUGUUUUGUAUCUUGUCAACACUUCUUUAUUUAGCUUGCAUUUUAUUUAAACUGUUUCAACAAACAUGUUCUAUAAAAUUAUGUUUGAUAUCUAUAUCCAGAAACAGUUUGAAACAGUAUUGUCACGCAUUCGGAAACUGUUGGCGUAAUGCCGUAAAGUUUAAUUUACAUGAAGUACAUCGCAUAUAAAUGGUCGGAAUUCUAAAUUAUUUAAAAAAAAUACUAAACAAAAUGAUGUUAAACAAAUGGCACACCGCGUACUACAUCGUGGUUUUAAGUCUUUUACCUGAUAAUUUGUCAAGUGUUCUGCAAACAAGCAACAACAAAGAUUGUAUGGUAUGUACGAUGUAAUCAUUGUUCUACUGUUUAUUUUAUAUACAGGUCUGGAAAAUUUAAUAGAUGAGAGUUGCAAAACUUGCAAAUCUCGCUCAUAUUAAACCUCACGUAUGUUUUUCGUAUGAUAGCCAAUAUAAUUAUAACUAGGAGCUAGAGUAUAACCAUGCACAUUUCGAAGUACAACCAUUGUAUACAAUGCAGUGCUCGAUCUACAUGCAACAGUGCAUAAAUUGCAGGAUGACCUUAUUAUAUACUCGUUGUUCUAACAGCAAUUAGGCUUUGAGAAGCCGUGUAUACUAUAGAUUAAUUUGUAGCCCAGCCACCAUAGUCCAUAUAAAUUGUAGCCCAGCCUCCACAUUUUACACCAAUAAUGAAAUUAACCAGUAACUCAAUUUUGUUGCUGGUAGUGUAAUGGAAUCUAUGGGUCUUUCAUAUCUUAGAAUUGCCUAAUUAUUGUAAAAUCUGCAUAAAGCAGAAAAAGGCUCUGUUUUUAUUAACGACCGGAGCCUAUUGAGUGACUAAAUAUUGUCAGCCUAAUCCACUUAUUUGAUUUAUCCAUGUUGCAUUACUUUUGAUUGCAAAACACCUGGAUUAUACAUGAUUUGCCAGGUGCAAAAUAGCAGCAAUUGAUAAACUUGAGUACAUUAUUGACUGAAUGUAUCAAACAGAAUGCAUGUUGGCGAGUUAAUGCGAUUUUAAGCAUGGGCGUACGGGAAGGAAAAUAUUAGGGGGUUGGAAAGAAGUGAUUGGGGGGGGGGGGGAGAAGUGAUUACAAAAAAUUCCUAUUAGAUAGCAUAUUUCCCACAUAAUUGACAGAAUUUCCCACAAAAUUGACAGAAUUUGUCCCAUUUAUUUCUAUAAUAAACCAAUAUUGCCCGACUGUGAAGCGAAUAUUGCCCGGCUGGCUUUGUUUGCCCAACAAAGCCAGGGGGCGACCGCCCAGCCAGAAACUGGGGGGAGGCGGUCGCCCCGUUCACCCCCCAAACCCCUCCCACCCCCACCCAGUACGCCCAUGAUUUUAAGCGAUUUUAGGCGAUUUAAAGCGAUUUUAGGCGAUUUAAGAGAAAUUUGACCAUUUUAACCCGCGAUUUAAUGCGAUUUUGGGCGAUUUUAGGCGAUUUAAGGCGAUUUACCGCCCCAGAGUAGGCCUUAGUAUGAACGUUCCUUUUUCGAAAGAACAUGGUUUGUUCACCAUUUCGGCAAUUCCCGUGACACACGACGAACUUUGUUUAUUCAAAAUUCAAUAUUCGAUGGAAGCGUUCACUACAUGAUUGUUGCCACGAGAGCGGCUCAGCAACCUGGCCUCCUCGUUCGAAAACACUCCGCCAGGGGGAGGAGAGGAUCUGCACAGGAAUGAGGGGCUUUCAACGCAACACGAUAAAAAGCACGAUAUAAAUAGAAAUGAUUACGUAUUCGACAAUAGACAAAUUUUGAAUUGGUUCUAUUUUUGGAAGCGUGAGAAAAUUAGAAAUAUCUUUUAUGUAAUAACUACAGUGAAACACGCAAUUUGACUGGCCAAUAGCCGUGGAGGAUCAGGCUAUCCUUCACGAGGAAUUAAAAUGCCUUCACGGGAUUUUCGCGGGAUUCUCAAAAUGUCAUUGUUUGACGGUAGUUAUUUUAUAAAACAAUUACCAAAUGGUUUUGCAAGCAGGAUAGCGUGAUCCAUGUACUUGGGAUGUUGCUCGACUUUCGGAAAGCGUAAAAAUACACUCGCCUGCGGCUCGAAUAUUUUUACGCUUUCCGAAAUUCUGCGACAUCCCUCGUGCAUGGAUCAUGCCAUCUAUCCUGCACGGAAAACCAUUCGGUAUUCCUUUAGUUCUGAACUUUUCCCUACAUAUUUUUUAGAACUAAAAGGUUAUUUACUUAUUAUAACAUUUAGUUUUUGACAAUCAUACCAAUAUUUUUAAAGUAUUGAACUUGACGGCGUUCAACCGUAUGUCUUAUUUCUAUGUUACAUAUACUGCUAAUGUUUUUUGAAGUAUUUCGUUGUUAAAUAUUAUAACGGUCAAAUGUUCCGUAUCAAUGUUCAAAAUGUAUAGAACAUUCAGAGAUUGGGCCGCCUGCACGGUAUGACGUCUACAUCUAGGGAAAUUUGAGAACACGAAGUCCUAUUAAGUUACACAUCUGGUAUAUACUUAAUCUGUGCCAUAGAUUAAGUAUGGAUUAUUCGUCAUUUGGUAAUACGUCAUUGCGUAAUACGUCAUUGCUUUCAAAUGACGUAAUGUUUUCAUUUAAUAUCCAAAACACCGUCUUUGCAAUGAUUCCCUUUGAUUUGGUCGUUUCGUGAAAUGAUGAGUUCAAGGUGUAAAGUGUAACAACACCUUGACCUCUGUACUCGUUUCUUUUUCAGUUUGAAAGCAGAAUGGCGAGCAGUAAAGAAUUACGUGUCCCAAAAGAAUGGAACAAAUAUCACCCAGAUAUCGCGAAGGAGUCGAUAGAUCCAGAAUUAUUCUCCGAAGAUGAACUCUUCUCAUGGUUAGAAGAACUUGAUUUGAGUCACAACAAGUCCGAAGUAGCAAAAUAUGUCCAGGGUGUAAGACCUUACCACUUGAUGCGUCACCAGGUUGUACUUCUUCCUAACAAUGCAUUAUGUAGACAACUCUUUAAACUCUGGACAAAGGCGGAAGUUGCACUAUUUAUAAGUGACGAUGUCUUGGAAACAUUAAGCGAAGUUGAGAUGCACCAAAUCUGCAACGCUAUUCAAUUAUUGGAUGAUCAGAUACGUGAGCAAUUUCCCCGAUUUCCAACCAUCGCUGAAAUGAAGCAGUCUUUGUUGCAGCAGAAGGUUGACGAGAAGUUCAUUCCGCACGUUAUAUAUUUUGUAGAUUUUGCAAAUAACGUAGCAAAAUCUAUUAUCGACCAAGGUAAUUUUUCAAAAGAAGAUGUGAAUGAUUAUUGGAGGCGAUUAGUUGUUAUGAUUACGCUCUACUAUCAAGGUGUGGAGGUGGAGGUCAAGCACAACGUUGGCCCGUAUUCCGAAGAUGUCUGGACGCGUCUUCUUUCAGCUGCAGUCAUGGUAUGGCUACAUGCCCAAGAAAUUGUGGCAGGUUCUGUGAUAAAAAACACUGAACAGGUGUCGCUCUUAAACGAGUUGUAUUUCCUUGCAUCAGUCUAUUCCAUGGUCUCCAAUGAUAUCUAUUCCUACCGCAGAGAAAUGAGAUUAGAUGUCAGCGUUUGUAAUAUGGUCCAAACAAUUGCUGGCAGCAAAGAGACUUCUGCGGAGACCGAUGCUGUUAUAAAAUGUGUUGAAAUUCUCAACGCGGUAGUAAAGACAAUGUAUCAGAAGAUUGAGAAGGCCAAGCAGAAAAACCCGGCGAACCAAGACCUGUGGAAAUUGUUGGACAACAUUGGCAUGGCUACAGUAGGUUGGUAUUAUUUUCAUCAUUAUAGUCCUCGUUACGAUGACUCUCUUUGGCGUCUCUCUAUAGUUGAGGUUGAAAAUGAUGAGUUGCAAGAAUGGCGGAAAGGCAAUGACGAAGAACAACUACAAGAAGUAUUACCCUUAUUGCUCAAAUGUAGCCCAAAAGCAAAGAAAAUCAGUGAUACAGUUAUAAGUGGUGUGGUUAAUAUGCAUGCAAAUCUUUUGCUAGAAUGACUGCCAAACAAUUACUUUAUUUCAAGAUAAUAUUUUAUGAAAAAAAAUUGAUUUAUGGUUUAAUUAAGUUCAAUAACUGACAAAUAACGAACAGUAAAUUAUGAUAACAUUGUUCUUCCGUGUUGAAAUUAUUUAUUGACACGGACGAACAGUAUAUAGCUGGUACAAUAGUAAAGAGUAUCCUUAUUUGAAACUUCCAAUAAAUUUAGAUUUGUAGCUUUCAUGUUAUUUUUAGACUGCAUGCAAAUCGAUACAUUAUUUAACGUUUUAUUUCAACUUCCUGGUAGCUAAAACUCAGCGCUGCCACGCUCACAGAAAAUUAGCAGGAAGAAAUCAGACUUUGGGAACGGCAUUGUCUUGGUGCUUGCAAUUAAAAUGCUAAAAUGCCUUCCAGUCAUCGAAAAACCCUCCUGCGCGGCGAAUUAUCCUACCCCUGUAUUCUGUUGCCCAAGCUUUCAGCAAGUCACACACCUUCAACAAACCCCUAGCUUCUACUGGUCCAAAAUAACUGGACCUCGUGAUUCGUGUGUGACCUAACCAAAACAAACUCGGAAAGCGAUUACAUUACCGACAGUAAGUCGAAAUCAAACGUUGAUGUAUCGUUUAAAAUAGCGUAUAAAAGGAAGGGACAUUUAAAUUAAUAAGUAAAGCACGCUAUCGCAGGCGUGGUUGUUGCACUAUGUUGUGUUACAAUAUGGAAUUCAAACGCCCCACGCUUUGUGGCACCUAUUUGAUUUAUUACUUCAACAAUAAUUAGAGAAGUUGGUGGGAUAAGACAUAAUAUAAUAGUUGUCAAUGCAAUAUAUUUUUUUAAACUUGAACUUCAAUUUGUUUAUUCAAAUUCAAUUAACAUGCACUAAGCAGAAUGGAAUCAACGAAUCUUAACUGAAAUUCAAUGAUUGGCUUAGUUCAUGGACCAAUCAUUUGGUUAAAUUGUUGAACAUUUACUUGGACAGAAAUGAAUUUGGGUAGCGUCGUACUUUUCAAUCUUAUCAAUUUAAAUAAAUUUUGUUUAAUUGAUGAAAUGUUGUGAGAUUAAUGCACAUGUCUAACUAUUAUACUCCACUUAGUUUUAGUCCAG
Molecule: messenger RNA, 23996 nt
Organism: Paramuricea clavata
Lineage: Eukaryota; Metazoa; Cnidaria; Anthozoa; Malacalcyonacea; Plexauridae
Source: the annotation of a GenBank genome assembly